AAAAUUGGCGCCAAAAUCCCAUAUUUGCCGCCAAAAGGCAAGCACAAAAGCCCCCUGGGAUUCAAAAAGGAGACGACAGAGGAAAAAAAAAGGAGAAGAAGAAAGCAAAAUGGGGAAGGAGAAGCACUACUGGCUGCUCAAGACAGAGCCUGGAGAGUGGUCAUGGGAGGACCAAGCUGCCAACGAAGGCUUAUCAAACUGGGACGGAGUCAAGAACAAGCAAGCCCAGAAGAAUCUCAAGGCUAUGCAUCUUGGCGACCUCUGCUUCUUCUAUCACUCCGGCGCCAAGGCCCGCCGCGUCGUCGGUGUCGUCUCCGUCGUUCGUGAAUGGUACGAAGAGGGCGACGGCGGUGCUGGUGGUGCUGUGGAUGUGAGGUGUGUGGGGGAGAUGAGGAGGGCGGUGGACUUAGGGGAGAUGAAGAAGGAGAGUGGGCUGAAGGGGUUUGGGCUGUUCCGGCAGCCGCGGCUGUCGGUGGUUCCGGUGCCGGAGGAGGUGUGGAAGAGGGUCUGCGAGAUGGGAGGUGGGUAUGAAGGGGACGGGGGGGAAUCUGGAGAUGCGGAGGUGGGUGAUGAUGGCGGUGGGUGAAGCGAAGGUUGUGGCGCUGCCUUGCCUUUUUGAUGUUUGUGAAUAUGCCUCAAUGAAGGCGUUUGUUUUUUUGUUUCUUUUGUUUCUGGGUCUUUUUGUAGGAGGAAGACAAAGAAGAUGAUGAUGGAAAGUUUGUUAUAUUUUGUUUCCAGUGACCAUGAUUUUGAUGAUGGCUUUCACUGCAAAGAUUAACCACCCAAAUACUUCUUCAAAUUCAAAA
This is a messenger RNA of Vitis vinifera (wine grape), 806 nucleotides long. RefSeq lists its product as uncharacterized. Lineage: Eukaryota; Viridiplantae; Streptophyta; Magnoliopsida; Vitales; Vitaceae. Gene Ontology annotation, cellular component: nucleus. Bases 110 to 586 code for a protein of 158 amino acids. The transcript has a single exon. The record is from RefSeq and is a predicted model, not a curated record.